UUUCGGCGGCCGGGCACUCGCCAUGGCGACCCGGUGGCCUUGCCUGUUCGUCAACUCUUGUAGCUUUUGGGAGGCCGUCGGGCGCCUCGCUUCGAGACCCCGGAACCUGCCCGAUCCUUCGGCCGAUUUAUUCAUUUCGUCAAUCAUAUUGCUUUCUCGGGAUCGCGCCUAUUUAUUUUUUCCCCCCCUUGACCCCGAGGUGGCGUGUUUCCUUGUACCGUCGCCGCGUAUCGGGGAUUCCGACACCGGAGAGGUUAGGUCAGAAAGCGGGCCCCGGGUAUCGGACUCUUCUUUAAAUUCUAGAAGAAAGGAGGCUCCGAAAGAUUCUUUUUUCGGUUGAUCCGUAGAGAUACCUAGAGAGCCGACCGUCGCGGUCCCUUUGUUGGUCGCCGGUAAUGCAGGGAUCCCCCAUGCCCGGAGGUUACUUUACCGGUCCCGAUUAUUAGGAUUUCCAUUUUUUUUUCUUGUCUUUUUUCAUACGCGUCCUCUCCUUCCUAACUCGGUCGACAACGAUGACGUAUUCGCGAUGGCUCGUAAUCGGGCGUUUUCUCUGCCUUCUCUUCUCCGAGAGAUAAGGAGUCCUUAUCGCGCGGUAACGGUAACGAUAGCGGUGAUAACCCGUUGCGUGGAUACAGGGCCGUAUCUGGAGAUAUGCGAUGCGAUACGCGACGUUCGAAAGGUCGAGGCGAACGGAACGGAAUGGAGAGGCUUCGUCGAUCUCGCCGAUGAACGACGCGAAGCCUCGUAUCGGUACGAUGGUUAUUUCGGAGUAAUCGAAUCAACGGGAACCGCGUCGGACCAGCUGCUUCCGAUAACGACGAGAGGAAGACUCUGGGUGGAGGUCCGUCUCCGGUCCACGGGCAUGUGCCCGUCGCGGACGUCAACGUGAUUUUUUUAAACGGCACCGUGGAUGUAGUUGCACUUUAAAUUUUAUUCGAAGCCGCGGUUCUUUCCCAAAUGGGGCGAAACCGAGGGAAAUUCCUCGACAGAGGGGAUGGAGGCUCUCACCCCUUGGUCGGAGUUGCCCGACGCAGGAGCGCUAGAUUUGCAUCGAAAGAAAAAGAAAGUACCCCGCGACCUUGAACGCGAGAUCGCUCCGGGAAACGUUUACGUCCGCGCGUACGUCGACGAGAAUCGGAGGCAAUUCGCGAGGAUGCAAAUGCUCUGGUCGGACCUCCGAGCAACCUGUUCGGGCACUGCGGCGGCCGGGCAGGAUGCGCUCGGAAGUAUGGAAACGUAAAGGUGAUUUUCGGGCGACGGGGGCGCGGUGCCGACUCGGCGAUUCCGUGGUGCGGUACUCGGGGCGGGCGACCGCGACCCACGCGCGUCUUUCGCCAACCCGUUCACCCACCCGAGGACCUCGCCCCGUCGAGUCGACUCGCCUCGACUCGCCUCCGACCGGUCUCUCGUCCAGAGUCGGCACCGCCGCCGGUCGGGGAAGUCGCGGGUCCUGACGACUCCCGAGAGUCGGAAGCGAGAAACGGUGAAACCAUUCGCGAGGCAGAGGAGAGCGAACGGUCCGUUACGUCGCUUGGGAUUCGCCGAUGAAGAGUGCUUCCACAGUGACUCCUUUAUUUCCGAAGGUGGAGGCGCGUAAUGCGUGACCCGGUUCACUCGGUGAUAGGGAGUGAUAAGGCUUAUCGACCGGCCGGUUUAGCGCCAAGUUCUGCGCUCGCUAAUUUAAAGAGCCCGUAAAGAGCGUUAAUCCGGACAAACGAAUCGACGCGAAUUUCGCCCUGCGGCGCGGCGCGGCGCGGCGUCGCGUCUUUUCCUUUUAUUCCAUUUUCCAUGGGUCGUCGAGAGAAAAAAGGGGGAGUCACUCCGGGAAAGCGGUCUUUACGUAAGAGAGCAUUAUACGCGGCCGGUUCUCUCGGUGAUAGGGAGCGAUAAGGUUCGUCGAACGCGAAAUAGGCGUGAACCUUUCGCGAGAAAAGCCCGGUUCCCGGUUCCCGGUUCCCGGUUCCCGAUUCCCGGUCCCAGGGCGUGAAAUCGACUGGGAGGGGGGCUGGACUAUCGAUCGAGGUGUCGCGCCUAGGACGCCCCUACGCCGGUGAUAAGGGACGAUAAGGGACGAUAAAGCCCGUCGAACCGCCGAUUAGACGCGGCCUCGGCCGCCCUUCCCUCUCCCGGUAUCCCGGGACGAUGGCGUCCAACUUUUUCACGUUUCCUUUCGCCCGCGGUGACGACUCUCGAGAGGAAGCGGAAACGUAGAGAAUUAGGGAGAUUUCGAAGCGGGUCGUUCCCCGGGAGGUACUUGGAUUGGGUCCAAGCGGAGGAUAUCGACCCAGAGGACACGGCGCGAAAAUGCCCUCUCGAGGAGAGAUCGAACGAUGGAAUCCUGAGAACGCCUCUCGAUAAGGAAAGAUAAGAGGCGAGGAGAGGAGAAAGUGGAGCACGAGAAGUCCUGACAUGCGUCGAGGGAUUCGGCCUUGAAGAGGAAACCUCGGGGGACCGAGCGAACCUCGAGGAAGCGAGGGAAGAAGAGGGGAGGAUGGCCAUCACGGCCGUGUCCGGCUGCCUGGGCCCACCUCCGCUGCCCCCCGGGAAGCGAUUCCUACAGAGGUCCUCGAGGAAGUCCUCCUCGACGUACCGGAGCUUCCGAGAUCCCGCGGUGGAGUCCUGGUGGCCGUCGGGAGGAGACGGGCCCCCCGACGCCCAUCGUCCUUGCGUCCUUCCGGCCGUCCUGCCCGCGAGGGGUCUCCCCCGGAGCCGCUCCGAGGGGAACCUGAACCUCCGCCCGGGCGAGGCCCGGGAAUGUCAGCCGACUCCUCUGGACAGGUGCAUCAGGGCCAUCUACGGGAGCUGGAGGAACCUUCUGCAGCUCGGCGGAAUGAGUCGGCCCUCGAAAGCGGUGACCCAGGCGAAGAAGGUUGCGCCCCCGGCGGUGCCCGACGUCUUCCGGCACUCGGGCUCGUCCUUCGGCUCGGCCGGCUACGCCAGCAGCGAGGACGGCUGCUUCCUGCCGACCGCCGGCGGCGGCGCUGCCGGUCCCGGUCCCGGCCCCGGCCCCGGCAACGGCAACGGCGUCGGCGCGCCCGACGACGCCUCCUACGGCAUGCCGUCCGGCAAGAGCCCGGGCCCCGUCUUCACCCACCCCGGCUUCGCCUUUCCCCCCAUCGUCGGCAAGUACGCCCACGCCGAGGACCAAGGAAUCGACAUGACCCAGAGCCCGGGAAGGGACAGCCCCGGGAGUUCGGGCUCGGGGUCGGGCUCCAGGCACUCGACGGCGUCCCUGGACUCGGGUCGGGCCUCGGGCUACCACUUGGGGCCCAGGGGCCCCGGGGCCCUGGCCUCGUCCCCUAGGUGCUCCAUCAGCUCCCUCGGGAGCCAUCCGGACCGACCCGCCGACCUGGACGUCGUCCACGCCUGGCUGAGCGAGUUGCAGUUCGAGGAGUACUUUCCGCUCUUCGCCUCGGCCGGCUACGACCUGGCCACGAUCACUCGGAUGACUCCGGAGGACCUCACCGCUAUCGGAAUCAAGAAGCCCAACCACCGGAAGCGCCUCAAAGCGGAGAUCGACAACCUGAACAUCGGCGACGGUCUCCCGGAGCACGUGCCGGGCUCCCUGGAGGAGUGGCUCCGCCUGCUAAGACUCGAGGAGUACCUGGGCGCCCUGCACCAGCAGGGCAUGCGCUCGGUCGAGGACGUCACGACCCUCACUUGGGAGGACCUCGAGGACAUUGGGAUCGUGAGGCUGGGCCACCAGAAGAAGCUGCUCCUGGCGAUCAAGCGGGUCAAGGACAUCCGCGCCGGGAAGAGGAUUCAGCCCCUGGACCUCGCGCGGCUACCUCCCCACCCUGGACACACGCAGGAUGUGGUGAUCCAGAGAGGAGGUCCGGACUUGCCGUCCCCGGACGAGGACUGCUCGUCGCCGAUCCUGAGAUCCUUCCAGCGCGGCGCGAGCACCGAGGCGACGAGCGGCGCCUGGAGGAGCAUGUACGCCGCCCUACCGGCCACCCUCGAGUACGGGACGACCGCCGCAGCCCCCGGCGGCGGGGCUAGGGGUGGAGGAUGCCGGGGCAAGUCCCUCGAGAGCCUGGAGGACGCUCCCCUGGGCUAUCCCCCGUCUCCGGCGCCCUCGCUGCACCCUCAGGCGGUCGAGUGGAGGCCCAGGAGUUUCGAGGACGGCGACUUGACGCCCACCAACGAGCCCUCCGCCGUCGAGGCCGGGGGUGGCACCCUCCCCAGGCCCAGACACUGCCUCGUGCGACCGAGACCCGUGGCCAAAGUGACAGCGACGACGGGCCAAUUCAAGUCUCUGCCUCGGGAGUUUGACAACAAGUACCAGCUGACCUACGGUCUCGAGAGCAGUCCCCACUUGCCGAAGAGGUGCCCGCCGUCGCCGCCGCGUCGCCAGAGCUCCAGGGACGUCGGCCCAGGGACCCCGGGACCCGGCGACGUCGUCAUCGACUGCAGCGGUCCCGUUCCUACGGCCUCCUGCGAGGAACACUUACGCCAUCAUCAUCACCACCUCCAUCACCACCACCGUCAUCCACCUCCGCAUCAUCAUCCCCAAGGCCAGAGCCCUGGGUCCGCGCCCUCGACCCCGCCUCAGAUGAGCCGGCCUCCGUCCUCCAUGUCCAGGUCUUGGGGGAGUGUCAGCGUCAACGUCAACGAGGAGCACGAGCUUAUCGCCUCGCUCGCUCUUCAGCAUAGGAACGGUUCCGACGCCAGUUUCAAGUCGAGCUCGAGCGCGGAGUCGGACUCGCUGCCGUUCGCCAACGAGAACGCCGGGACGAUCAAGCAGCGGACGGCCCGGGGCCCCGAGUACAGCAGCAGUCCUGGGAACAUGGGAGGCCAGCGCGAGGGCCUCGGGGCCGGCGGCGAGCCUGCGGACGUACUUAACGACAUCGGGAACAUGCUCGCCAACCUGACGGACGAGCUCGACGCCAUGCUCGAGGAGGAGAAGCGUCAGGGCCUGAAUCCUUAAUCGUAGCUGCCGUUCGCUCGCCGCAAGCCCCCUUUUCCCAGGUCCAGGACGUUUCGCCACUCGCGACACGUUCCGGGAUGUCCUGUAGCUGAAACGGGACUCUUAGGAACCUUCGGGAGCUCGUAGAUAGACGUGGGAUGCAGUAGGAACAAAGAGACUCUUCAAGAUCGAGCCACUGCCCGCGUCUAUCGAGGAUUAGAUCCUGCGAGCCUAUCUCAGGACCCGCGUUCUUGGUUCCCGAGUAGCCCCAAGGAGGCAAAAGAAAAAUUACUCUUCCCCUCCUGUACUCCAGGACGGGACCGACAUUCCGCCAACAACGUACGUAACGAUGCACUACCCGACGACAUGAAUUUACUUGACGGACGUGCCGAAGACGAAUCGAUGUUCACCAGUUAGGACACAGGCAUGCGAUGAAUAUAUUGAGGAAUAUACGUGGACGCGAUUAAUGCUAGAGUUAAUUACUCAGGAUCUGGGUGAACACCGAUUUUCCGGUUUUCCGCUUUUUGACUUUGGGGCAGAGAGAGGAAGAGAGAGAGCGAGAGCCCCGUGUCUUCUUCCAUUUCCGUCCUCCCCAGAACUGAUACGCACCGGGACUUCCGCCGACGAUGUUUGUACCGUUGUUUUUUUGUAUUGAACUUUUUACGGCGGCAAAUCGGCCACUCUUUUACAUCGCGUAGAUUUUCUAGGGGACGUUUUGAUUUUUUAAACUCGUCCUAAAUUCCGACAAAGAAGAAAUGGACUUCCAUUCUUGAAAAAGGGGAUAACGUCUCGUGAAAAAACGAGAGGAAGUCUAUUCCCACCGGAUUUCGAGGGAGAGAAAUCAUCCGAGAAUUUAGGGAGAUUUUUCGAACGGAUUUUCCACGCGCGAUAGAUAAUCGUGAUAACGCUUUUGGCAUUUUACCGAUAAGGGACCUGCGAUCCGGGGCAGGAGAAGGGAAAACAUAAGGUUUCGGAUCCUAGGAGAAACGAGAGGGAAACCAGUGCCAGGAUCGAAAGGGAUGGAAAACGGGAAAUGAGUACUUGCGCAUUCGCCACACACGGCAGAUUAUACGCUGACCCAAAAUUAAAGAAUUAACUUAAGUUCUAGGACCUGGUCACCGAACCCCAGGCUUGUCUCUUGUUAACUAUUGUAGGUGCGUAACGGGAGCACCAAGGGCUGGACUUUUAAUUAAUGUUCACGCGAUUAUGCGUCCACGCGUCAAUUAUUCCCUUGCCCAGGCUGCAAGCGAUAGUUUAGUAUUAAGCGCUGUUAUUCGAGCAUCGGUUAACGAAUUUUAGAGACGAGUUUUUCUUCGCGCGACUCUACCUAGAAAUUAAUUUUCUACGUGUACGUAUGUAGACUUUUUUUUCGUGUACUUAGCGCGUGGAUCGCCGUCAAGAUGUACAGGGACUAGUAUCGAUUGAUCUCCAUUCGUUGACGAGGAUAAAUAUUCGCUAACAUUAAUUAAGAAGAGCUCUUAGGGUGCGUGCGAGCGGACCGUGAGUGUCGGGUAUGCACGAUUGCAGAGACGCAGGUAGAGGUUUGCAUACGCACUACAUCCAUACAUACGGGCGCCAUGCGAGAGCAGUGAGUUCAGGACUGUAAAAUAGGUCUUUUAAUACGCAUUCCCAGGGCUUUUGUACACGCCUUCUAUUUUAUACAGUACCCGCGGGCUGUUCUCACGUCUGUAGGAAAUAAAACGCAGGCCGGCGCCUGACCUGGGGAUAGAUUUAGAAAAUCAUUUCCCGCGUGAUUCGUCGAUUUCGUUAAAGAUCCUUUUAGAAUCGGAACCUAGAUUUGGUAUCAUUCGUUAAUAUUAUGCCCUGGCACUGUUUAAUGCGUAAACUUCGCGGUUCGGGUUAGAGGCAUAAAAAUCCGACAUUUUUCGCGAUCGACCGUUUAAAUGCCGAUAAUCUCUUUGUCGCAACUUUACAUCCACGCAGGCGUUGCGGAAAACGAUGCAUCUCUUCAGGGACUCGAGAGGGAACUCGCGGGCAGCUAUUUGCGCGAAUAACCUGCCUGAGGUCAUUGCUAACUACAUGGUGCGGACAUAUUAUACAUAUAAAUAUAUAUUAUAUAUAUUAUAUA
Molecule: messenger RNA, 6998 nt
Organism: Orussus abietinus
Lineage: Eukaryota; Metazoa; Arthropoda; Insecta; Hymenoptera; Orussidae
Gene: ckn
Product: caskin-1
Exons: 7
Coding region: 2492-4930 (812 amino acids)
Biological process (GO): cell surface receptor protein tyrosine phosphatase signaling pathway; axonogenesis
Cellular component (GO): focal adhesion; axon
Molecular function (GO): signaling adaptor activity; protein phosphatase binding
Source: RefSeq, a predicted model, not a curated record